Molecule: messenger RNA, 1845 nt
Organism: Betta splendens (Siamese fighting fish)
Lineage: Eukaryota; Metazoa; Chordata; Actinopteri; Anabantiformes; Osphronemidae
Gene: cenpo
Product: centromere protein O
Exons: 6
Coding region: 118-882 (254 amino acids)
Cellular component (GO): kinetochore; Mis6-Sim4 complex
Source: RefSeq, a predicted model, not a curated record
GUGCGACGUAAUGACGCAAAACCCGCCAAACUCAAAAUACACCAUAGGGUUGCAGACGUUAGUACGCCGAGAUGCUAGAUUAUUUUACUCAAAAAUAAAAAAAACAACGUGCGAAACAUGGAGGGAGCUUCUUCUAAAGGUGUUUUGAGUCACCUGAGUCACCUGGAGGUUGUGACAAGAAGCCGCAAAUGUGAAGCACAGCAGCCUGGUCGCGUUGCGGAGCUAAAGGCUAAAGCUGCAGCACUGGUGAAGCAGAGAGAUCAACUGAAGGCGCAGAUACAGAUUCAGCAGAAUCUUCAAAAACUGCGGAAGUCUAUGAACAAACACUCAAAUGAAGAAGAGGAGGAAAUGGAUGAAGACUCUGAGAACUCACAACUUCUGCGGCUGAUGGCCCGGCACUCACACCUGAGAGACCUUCUGGAUGCUCACCACCUCAUCGGUGGGUACGAUGUCAUAAAGACAUCUCAAGGCAAAGGAAUGUGUGUGUCUCUGGCAACAGCCUACGAGGGCGUCUAUUUAGACACAUACAACCUGGAGCUGGACCUAAAACCAAAGCUGAGGAUAAGGCGCCAUAACAUUCCCCCAUUCAUUCCCCUGAACCAGCUGGCUGAGCAGAGCAACAUGGAGGCAAACAUUAAGCCUUUUCUGCACCUUCUCAGCCAGCAUCUUAACGCCUUCGCUGGUCGCAAGCAACAGUUGAAACUUGUCAAGGAGAAUCACAAGUCCAUAGAAGUGAUGGAGAGCAAUGUUUUGUGUUCAAUAUUGGUGCUGAUGCUCACUGUGCCGAGACAGAAGACUGCUGUUCUUUGCACGCUAGACUACACUGACCAAACCAGAUGUCUUCCCACAAAUGCCCGCUUCGAAUCUGAAGACUCUCUAUAAACGCUGUCACCCUCUUGUGUAAAGUCUCUCUCUGAAGCUGUCUCAUCCUCUCCAUUUCCUCUCGGGCUUUCUGCUCUUGCCUCACUCGUUCCUUUUCUGAUAUCGAGUCGAUGGUUGCGAUAUUUUUCAUCUGCAUUAGUGACAGGCUGCUCUGCAUGUUUCUUCUGUGUCUGACUGAAUUGGCAGCGUCACCAGGCAGCGCUGGUGCUGAUGUCGACCGCCUCUGCUCCACCGGUUCAGAGCCCCUGCUAAAACGCAGUCCUCUUCCAUCAGAUGUGUGAAUUGCUCUGACGUGCGUCACGGCACUCGCAUGUUGAUCUAUUUCUUUCAUAGCAAUGUUCACCGUAGCUUUGGGUUCGCAGACUUUUACUACCGCCAUUUUUCUGUGUUCUUUUAUCAGCGAGUCCCGCCUUUGUUUCAGCAUCUUCUGCGUGUACCUGAACUGUUUGUCCAGCGUGUCCAUUCUAUGCUUGAAAUCUCUGUCCUCCUUCUGGUUCAACACUCGCAGGGCCCUCGGCUUCACUGCUCUUCUGUAGACUGCCUCCAUUUGUAGGAACUAGGCUGAGAGACACGCCGGUUUUUCUGUUGAACUAUUUUGUUAUUAAAUUAUAAUAAUAAACACCUUUUUUCUAACCUGUUCUGUGUUCAUCGCCCCCAGAGUGCUGUUAUGCUCAAGUGUUUGCUGCUAUGCUUGUCUUUUCAUGUGUAACAUAAUAGUCUAUUGUGUUUGUGCCAACCACUUGUAAUCAUGCACUGACACGGCAAGAGAUUAAAUUUCAAGAUGUCUUCAAAGCAAACCCCAGAUAUAAUUGCUUACAUAAAAAAAAUCUGGUGUAAAAGUGUUCGUUUAUUUAGUCAUCUUCCUUCAAUCCUGUUCAGUAAUGUCUGACAGCAACGCACAUUAAAAGUGAUGUGCAAACAUUAACAAAAUGUUCUCGUUUAUAAUAAAGCUCCUCAAACCAA